Molecule: messenger RNA, 5601 nt
Organism: Bathycoccus prasinos
Lineage: Eukaryota; Viridiplantae; Chlorophyta; Mamiellophyceae; Mamiellales; Bathycoccaceae
Exons: 2
Coding region: 1-5601 (1866 amino acids)
Source: RefSeq, a predicted model, not a curated record
AUGAACUAUUGCUUUCUGGCGUAUACGUCGAGCAAGAUUGAUAUUGACAACUCAGCUGUCGAUACAUCAACGCCCGGUGUAUACCCGGUGUCGUAUCGAAUUGUCGACUCGAGUGGGUGCGAAGUUACCGCGACUAGAUUUGUGAGAGUUAUUGCACUCGUCCCAACUUCAGAUGCCGCGGAUAUUCUCGUCGCGUGUAGAAGACGAGUCAACCGCGUAGAUCAGCUCUGCGACGUUGGAAAUGGAAACCCGAAUCCAGCAAGUUUCCCGGGGUGCUGUUUGGCCGUCUCAGAUAUGGAUAGCGCUUCGUGCUUCUGUGACGAUGAAGUUCUCGAUACGUUUGCAAAACGCGACGCGACGUUUGUCGAAAAGCUCGUGGACUUUGUUCCACUCGCUUGUGGAUUCAGAAUCAAGUAUGGCGACGAGAUUUGCGAAGAUCGCGACGCGCUUUCGGCGUUCUUGAAACUUCCAGCUGAAAGAGACGUGCGCGAUAGAUCAAACGCGUGGAAACGCGUCAUUGACGAAGAUUCUGGUCGAUUAAAAGAAGACUUGACGUGCGGUGAAACCGUACAAGCGACUCGUUACAUUUGCCGCAAAGUCACGUCAAGCGAGAGCAUUACGCCGGUGAUUGCAGAUAUCGCCCCGUGUUGCGACGCGGCGUUCGCUUUGAACCGCUCAAAUUGUCUUUGUGACGCUGUGGAAGACGAAAGAAAAGGAACGGAACUCUUCGAGGAUACAGCAGGAGCAAAAUCAUUCUUGCGCAAACUCGUUGGUUUUACGCCUUUGGGAUGUGGAUUCGACAUCUCCGAGCAAUGUCCGAAAAUCCGCGAGCGUAUUGGCGUCCCGGUCACCGAGAUGGUUCGAAACGUCACGCAAUUUAUCAAUGAAACUCGUUUGAUUCCAGUUGCCGUCGGUGUUCCGUUAUUGGUUAGUGAAGGCGACAUAACCGGCGUUGACGUAGUCGAAGAAGGUGUUUUGGAGCAACUCAGCGGAGGGUUAUCUGCUAUAGAUCAACGUGGGAAUCAAAUCCGCGAUGAAAUGUUCAGAGAGUUUUUCGAUAGAGCAAACUACCGAAACUGUUUAAAUUACACGGACGCCAUCGAGCAAACGUGUACAAGAGUCGUUGUUAGCGAUGAAACUACCGAAAACAACGGCGUCGACACGACGACCUACGAUGUCACGGCGUGCUGCGGUGUUUUGUAUUCGCUUUGGACUCGCAGGUGUCUUUGCCCACCCUUUGCGGAGCAGUUGCUUUCGACCUACCUCUACUUGUCUUUAUUCAAGAUUGCACCAGAAGCGUGCGGUUUUUCGAUGGAUGAGAUUCCAAACGACAAUAGAGACGUUUGCGUUAAUGAUUUAUCGGAAACGCUAGAAGGCUACGUCGAGAGCGAUAUCGAUGCUAGAUUUGAUUGGAGGAUUAUCGAAGACGCCGAAUCGUGGGUUUCUGAGAAAUACAGCACCACGAAGCCGAGCGAUUUUCAGAAUAUAUUUUUGGUUGAAGGUGGUUCAACCAUUGGUGGUUUUGGAGUGGGUUUCGACUUCGAGGCGUUCACGAAUGCCACCGCUUGGUGGAUACCAUCGUCGACGUUUCAAACAAACGUUUCGGUGGCGAUUCCUUCUGCAUCGACGUGUUACGCCGCCGUGAGAGCGGCUGAAGAUUCUUGCGUACCAAACCUUGCAGGUGCCUCAGAAAUAUUCUUUCAAGACCUCGACUGGCAAAUGUGUUGUAGGCGACUUCGCGUCGUCGAAAAUGCAAAGUGCUUCUGCGAUGGUUUUGUAUCUCUUCUUCUCACGGCAGAUUCUCCGAUUAACGCGAGUGCUGCCGACACAGAUAUCGUCUCGAAAAUUCACGCUGCAGUACUUUCUGAAGCCCCAUCGGCGUGUGGUUUUAUACCAACGUACGGCAGUACGUGCCCAGCGGCUGAAUUUACGGAAACAGUGGACGAGAAACUCGCCGUAGACUCACGAGAGCUUGUCGAUGUGGAGACAUUUUACGCUCAAAAGAAUGAGGUAGAUUACUCUCCGUUGGCGUACAUUUCGGCGCGAACUUUCUACAGCGAAGACCCGAACACGAUAAUUCGAGGACUCAUGCUCUCAAACGGCGGAAUGCUUAUUUCGGAACUUGAUAUAAUUGGUGGAGAAACUGGUCGCGAGGCAAGAUUAGUCAUCGUAUCUCCACCGAGGUUGAAAAAUCAAGGCGUUACAGUGCUUCGCGACGCCGCUGAUGGACAAGUUUCGCUCGAAUACACCACGUGGAAUACUUCAAGCACGUAUCGAAUUCUGGUUGAGCUGAGCGAUACUCCCGGAACUUUUUUUCUAGAUUCGACAUCACAGUUCGUGCGUAUAGGCGAUGGUACUGCUACUUUUGAAGCCGGUUUGUUCUCGGGCGCAACGAGCUCUACGAUUGGCGCGACUGAAUCCGCGCUCACGGUGACGUCCAGCGGCAAACUUUUCUUGAGAACGUUCGAAUCUCCGGAAGGUAUCGAAGUUGAAGGUGAAGAAGUAACUUUACCAGAUGGCACAGUUGCAAAAAUUGUUCGCGUGGAAUCUUUCGACGAAUCCAUGUUAUUCCCACUCGUUCGCACGUCUGCAAUCAUCGUUGCGAAUGAAACCCUCACGGCAGAAGAGACGACGACGACGACGACGACGACAUCCCCUAUCGAUAUUCGUCGCGGCGUGGUGAAGAGAUCUGGAGUCAUCGUUCCGAAAGAAGAGGACGGUGGCGUCUGUUCGGACGCGCGAAGUGUGAAAAAUUUUCUCGCGAUUGCGCUUGAAAGUCCUACGCUCUCGAAAAAAUACUCCGUCGUGGGUGCACUCACCGUCGCCGACGAUACCGAUAAAGAAACGAUCCUCGUGCCGGAGAUUAAAAUUCCGAUAUAUUACGUUCCAAGAGGCGGUGAAGUCGAAACAGAGGAGUUCACGAGCAGUUUCUACGACGAGUCAUCGUUCGUGGAUCCGUUAACGCCUGGCGUUGGAACGUGCUUAGGUAUUCAAAUCAUCGACGGUUUUGGUCGUAGGUAUUCCGACGAGGAUCUUUGCGCGCGAACGUCGAGCGAAACGACUUCGUUUGGAGUACAAUUUACAAUAUUGAACGUAGAAAUGUGCAGAGGGUGCGCGGUGACGGGUAGAGAAUCUGACGGUGCUUUAUUUGAAGUCUCGCACGGCGAUGGCGAAGACUCGAACGCUUUAGCCGUUUCUGAACCUUUUAUUCGACGUCCAUUUUGCGAACUCAACGAUUUUGAAGAAGUCGCGCCGGAACAACAACAACAACAACAACGACGGCGAAGAAACUUACUGCAAUUCUUUGGUGGCGUUCCGUUCUUCCAAUCGCCUCGGGUGAUUUCUCCAUCCAAUCAAAUGGCUGGAAAUAUGCCAGGAGGCGCGAACAACCAGUUUGCGGCUGGAAACUCUGGAGCGGGCGGUGAUGCCCUCCUUCCUUCCACGACGGUGAACGUGAGUCAAGGCCCUCCGACGACGACGCUCUGCUCGGAAGAGGCUUUAAAAGAUAUCGAAAGUAGUAUUUACUGGAAAGACGAUCGUGGAGCAAUCACCUCGUCGAUAAACGGAGGUAAUGGUUUCACCGAGCAAUACGAAUCGUACGCGUUCGCCGGUGAUAUACGAAAUCCAGAUAAGAACAGCGAAGUGAGCUUGAAGAACGCUCUGACGCUCGUUGCGCUCUCGCCGUGGCUUCGCGAAAAUCUUGGCGAUGGCACGUACGGCGCGUGGAGAAGAAUCAACGAUCCAUCUCGAAAACUCAAAUUUACGUGCUAUGGUUAUAAAAUAGUAUCGUACAACGAGCAAGGAGAUGAGAUUGUACAGAUUACCAACCCUCGAUGCGAGAAUGUCCAAUUUUACGCAUCGUUGAGCGCGCCCGUGAGCUUAUCUGGCGGUGGUGGUGGAUCAGAAAGCACAACACAAUUCUCUCAGCAACAGGAAGGUAGUAGCGGCGACAGCAUCCCUCCAGCAUAUGUUGUGUUAAUCGAAGUCGAUUUUGGCGUCAUUCUUUGUGAAGGAUGCUAUCUGAAACCUUUGUAUGUCGACGAUGAUAUUCUCUUCAGCAUCUUUCCAAACAACGAAGUCAUUUCGGAAGAUGUAGUAGAUAAUAACAUCGGUAGUUCUUACUACACAUUCGACUUUGUCGGACCGACUAUAGCCGAGCGACUGGAAUGUUCUUCUCCGAAAGGCGCGUUGGUUACUGCCGUCGAGUUGGUGGCACCAGAUGCCGCAGCAAUUACUCCUCUAGACGACGAUGACGGCGAGGAAGAAGAUGCGCCUGCGCCGAGCGUUAGAAAGCUUCCGAACCGAUACGCGUGUAACGCUCAAGCAAACACCAACUUCAAAGGCGUUUUACUCAACGAUGGCAACAAAAACAUUCUUUCUUCUGCGGCGGCGUGUUGCGAUGCGUGCGCCACGACGGAAAAUUGUGACAUAUGGGUAUACUGCGUCGGGGAUUGCGUAGAUUUCGCCUUUCACUCGUGCUGGUUGAAAAAGUCCAUGGAAGGUGGAUUUAAUUCUACGGCGUCGCCAUCUAAAAUUUCUGCGUGGGAUCGCGGCGACGGCGUGCCGUGGACCUCUGGAUAUCUCGUCACGAAACAAGACGAUGCUGGUACCGCAUCUGGGGAAGUAUCCUCAUCGGAAGAGGAAGUCACGGAUACCGCGAAAUAUUUUACCCUCGAGCCGGGGAAGCCGACGGAUAUACCAGCGUCGACAAUCACAGUAAAAGCAAUCGACGUACCGGUAACACCUCCUUCUCUGUUUGAUAACGUCAGCGAUGGUGUUGAAACGCUACCUCCUCCAACGACGUCUUUGCCGACAGACGAGGAACCUAUCAUCGCGUCUCCUCCGCCGACUGGAUUCGGUACGAUUCGUCCGACGGUUCCCGUGGACGUUCCGACUACUACUACUACCACAACUCCGACUCCAACUAUUCCCCCAACGACAGACGAAGUAAUGCCUCCUACUACCGCCACCACCCCUUCACCUCCUUCGUCCUCGAAGUGUUCAAACACCGACGUCGCCGCCUGUCCACGCGAAUCGUCCCAAACGCUCGAAGCGCUCGAUAUUCGAGCAAACUUUAGAGCGUCCACAAAAGGAACCUCCCCAUCAGACGAAGGACGUCAACUCACCGUCUCCGGUACCGCCGUAAACUUCGGCGCGCUCGGCACCGUCUGCCUCGCCGGCGUCACCUUCCGCGUCCCGUUCGAAUUCCUCGUCAUCCCGGAGACAAACGAACAAGCCGCCGCCUCCCCCGAGCCUCGUCGCGCACCUUCCUCUGAGUUCCUUUUCGACUGCGCCUUCCUCGGCGUCCGCUCGCGCACCGGGCCAAUCACAGAUACUACUCCGCGAGAGUGCACGGACGUCCUCAAACUCGCCUUCGUCGACGACGAAGAAGAAAACAACAACACCAACAACUCCUACAUCCAAUUCACUCUGCGCGACGUCGCGCUCUGCCCGGAUUGCUGGCUCGUCGGCGGUAAAGGCGGGGUCAUCUUCUCCGUUCGGCACCGAGAGAAUUUAAAACUUCUCCUCGCGAGAAGAGACGACGGGGAGUUCAUCAACACCGUCAACGCGGAAGAGGUUGCGUGCGAAGCCGCUUUUUAA